UUUAUUGAAGAACUACAGAACCACAGCAAGUGCUUGAUCAAAGCAUGAACACAGUUUCAUAUACGGCUCGAUAAGCACAACCAAGUGUUGUUGGACACUGUUGAAGCACCCUUUCGAAGAAGAUGGAUGUAUUUGAAAACUCUCUUCCUGUGCAACGUAUCUCAGGUCUUUUCAGUCGUUUACAACAGAGUUCCUGAUUACGAAGACGGUACUGCUGCAACUUUCAGCAGUGCCUCGAAAAACAACGACGCAUCCUCCUUUUUCGUCUACCCUAGCGCCACUCCGUACGGUGGUUUUGAUUCCCUCGAAGACAGCGUCUUUUUUCCUUUCCAGACAUCAUUUGCAAAUCAGGUUGGAGAACACCAAUUCUCGAAGCAGGUUCUAGCUCUCCGACAGCAGCCAAUCGUGACUAUCAUUUAAUUGCGGCAUGUGCGUACCGCCAGUAUGCCGCAUUCUACAGUGUCGUCCACAAUUGCUGUCGCAAAGGCCGGUAUCCUGUGCUGAACGUGCCCUAGUCUUGAGUGCCAUACGCUUGUCUCUGUAUUACCGAGUUGCUUUGAGACUAAGCAUGCACACAUGGCCGCUUGACGGCCAUGACCGUGGGACCCAUGGUUCUCACUAGUCUUGAAAUAUCGACUUUGAGUCUCAUUAAGGCACAGAUCUUGGCGACGUGGCAAAUAGAAUGCUGUCGGUGCGUAGAGAGUGAUAAGUCUCAGUCUGUGUGAAUGUAUGAGAUUGUUGCAACAAGGCUCGCGGACGGGAUGAGUUCGUUGUUGUCAGCAGUUAAGCGAGUGCGCUGGAGUAUAGACUCUGGGAUGAGUUUUGAUUCAUAAAAAACUCCAGUUCAGGAUCAAACAUGAUAUGCUGUAGCAAAGAGUGCAUAAACACGGGGAAAAGUGACACGAAAAAAUGUCACGGAAAGAGGGCAAAGGAAAGUUCAGCAGUAAAACAGAGGUGGCGAGAAAAGGAAGCAGUCGUGCUCACCGCCACCAGCUCCAUCCCCGUGCAAUGCAGGGUUUCAGACGCACUAGAAACUCAAAUCCCCCGGCAGUGUGUAUUCCUAGUAUCUUGUUAAAAGGAUAAAAUGGCAAUUGACCUGAGGGCGUCCUGAUGCUUUCGUUAAUCUGUUGAAACACCCGUGUCGGAGUACUGUCGAAUGCACUGCUCGGUUUAUGCCACCUUCGAUGUCGCGCGGGCUGGAGAAGCUUCACGCUGAAAACCGUUAUCGAGAGGUUAUGGUGUCAUCCGGGCAAGGAAGCCACCACUAAAACCUUGUUGAUGGUGGCACUUUCCUUCACGUUUUAUGUUGACUUACCUCGUGUCCCUUUGUCGGAACUGAAAAAAAAUUCUCUACACAAGUUGUACGUGGCUUGCUGCUUUUCCAGAACUGUAUGCCCACUGGUCACGCCGCUGCUCCCUGCCGGUCCCCCCAAACUGCCUCCUUGCUUGCGCAGGACAGUUUCCUCCCGAAGGAAAAACGAGGUGUUUUUUUUCUCAACAUGGAACGCCAGGCGACAUGCCGCUACGACCCCCUCGUUGAGGUACCUCUGCCGCCUGGCAUUGUCAUCUGGACACAACACCAAUACUACGAUGGUGCCGGUUGGCUGGCAUUGCCGGAUCGAGAGAAACUAGAGCUGAAGCCCACGCGAUGGUCAGAUGGCCGUCUCCGUUUCCUUGAUCCGAUCGACGAGCUUCCAGAACCCUUCAAGGCCGUUCAGUCCGGCAAGUUCGAUGUGAAGUGUUGGAAGAGAGGGGAUUGCAAGCUGGGUAUCGAAGGAGACAAGACAGUUUUCUUGAAAUCCCCGAUCUCCCCAGACGUCGCUGUGUACGUGCACGCCGAGCGACUUCCAACAUUCCCCAAGUCGUGGAAGCCGCUGGUUUUCAUCCUUAACCAGUCCCUGGCAAUGUUCAGACUGACGGAAAAUCUGUGCCUUCUCGUGGUUGCUGAGAAGGACAAGACCAUGAAUAUUAGUUGUGUGGACUAUAACGGCGGUUUUGCCUGCACACACCCCAGCACGAAUAUGGUGGUUGCGUACGGCUCGUACGUUCUCAAGAACUUCGAGAAACUGCCCAGUUGCCAAGCGAUUCCGAAGAUGCUAACUGCCUCGGGAGACUGGGGCUUUUUCGUCCAGUUCUAUCCGUGGGGUUUCUUCUUCAUUCCGAAGAGUGUCGAGCUUACCCGGCCCCAGGCAGUCCUAGGAGCAGUGGGAAUGGGCAAAAAGGUCGAUACCAUUGGCUUGGUUUUCCAUCCUCCCAACAUGUUCAUCAACGUGAAACUGGAUAUCCCUGCCAAGACUACGCGGGCUCUGCAGUUCGGAAAAGACUUCCAGGUGACAGCCAAGAAAACGAGCGAAACGGACAUCGAUGUCUUCCUCGUGAUCGACGGUCAACUGGCUAAGUACAACUACUCCUUCGACAUUCGCAUCAACAAGCCGGAGAGGCCAAAGCACACGGAUAACAUCCAUUUCAAAUGUUCCUGCGAUGCGGAGGAAAAGAAGAAGCCAGACCCGAAAUUCAAGCUGAGCGCAUGCAAAGAUUCAGUCAUUCUUCUGGAGCAAGGCUGCCCGUCGGGCAACCCUGAUGAACAACUCGUCAGUGAGCAGCUAAUCGCUUGCUUUGACGCCGAAGUUUGCUUGUACUCCACACACCCGCCAGCGCUCAAGCUCUGUGACGCAUUCACAGAUGUCGCGAUUCGUGAGUAGACCCUUGUCUGGUCUCAUUCCAGUUGUUUGAAAACGAACGAACGACGCAGCAGUGCCCUGAAAGGAGACUUCUUCUCGUGAAGAUAUACAUCCAGUGCAUGCCAUAAUGCGGUACCAGGCUGCAGGUUUUCUUCCCGGAGUCCAUUUGUUCUCGGUUUUCUCUAGAGUGACGGAGGUGUUAGAGCGGCUUUCCUGCCCUGCGGGGGUGCCCACAAAGUUGUUAUAAAAAAUAAAGACUCGCCUUUCACCCCGACUGUCUUUAUCGGUCUGCACAUUGUGGGGGAGAGAACUGGGGCCGAUCGCUUUGUUCAUUUUUGCUCCGACGGAACACUGUUUCAGGCCUUCGCAGGAGUGGGUCCUCAACUAUUCUCAUGUGGCCAUAGGUGUUCGCGGAAUGGCCUUUUGGAGCUUGUGAAAUGUCGGCAGAGUUCUUUCUGAGCCCUGCAACUUGAGAAAAGCGCAACGGAUCGUCGCAGGACAGCGCCCGUAUUGCUAUUGCGAGGCUGUCCUUCCGCGGUGUCUCCGUCAGAUCUGUUUUCCUGCAGCCAUCAUCCUUUGAUGUUUUGUCGAUAUUCUUCGGUUCCCUGGUACAAGCGAGGAAGCAACCGAUCGUUCGUACUCGAAACGAUGUAUCUCUCUCGUUCUCUAACGACAGAAGCCUACCUGACGGGGCCGGAGGGCAAAAAAUGGCUGUCCGCGGAGCCGUUAGAGCCUCCAGUGGAGAGCCUUUUUCUCUGCCACCGGCAAUCAUUCACAUCCCUCAUUGUGGAACGCGGAAUGUUUCAGACCGCUAACGUCCUUAGGCCUCCACCAGCGCCUUACCCUUCCGACGC
Messenger RNA from Toxoplasma gondii ME49, 3535 nucleotides. Its product is annotated as S15 sporozoite-expressed protein. Lineage: Eukaryota; Apicomplexa; Conoidasida; Eucoccidiorida; Sarcocystidae. The transcript is spliced from 5 exons. The coding region runs from base 1392 to 2702 and encodes 436 amino acids. The record is from RefSeq and is a predicted model, not a curated record.